GUUCAGUCAGAAAUGAAAAUUGUGCUGCAGUUUUGGCGGGCGAACUUAAACGUCCAAGGUGUGGUUAUCUUAAAUUCAACCAACGUGCUUUCUGAAAUGAUCCCGGCGGUGAGGACGAUAUUGGACAGCCAGGACGAUGCAGACUUCAUAUGGUUCGCCGAUGAUCCUCUAGCAGAUGCACACAUCAAUCCCGGAACGAAGGUGUGCCUAUUCACCAUCAAUAUCAAUCGGCGCGUACCCACACGAACGGAUGAUCUGAAUGCCCAACUGUUACAAGUGAUUAACGACACAAGGCUGGUCACAUGCAGUCCUAUUUGGAGAGUCAGUCAGCUAAGUGAAGACGAUAGGGAUUUUCUGUCGGUGCAGCAAAUGGCGUUUUUCCUUCCUGGAAACUAUUUGAUGAUGGCCGGUCAAGAAACGGACCUG
Dicrocoelium dendriticum is the source of this 426-nucleotide messenger RNA. The record is from the annotation of a GenBank genome assembly. Lineage: Eukaryota; Metazoa; Platyhelminthes; Trematoda; Plagiorchiida; Dicrocoeliidae.